Engraulis encrasicolus (European anchovy) is the source of this 1026-nucleotide messenger RNA. RefSeq names its product regulator of G protein signaling 5a (gene rgs5a). The transcript is spliced from 5 exons. Lineage: Eukaryota; Metazoa; Chordata; Actinopteri; Clupeiformes; Engraulidae. The record is from RefSeq and is a predicted model, not a curated record. The coding region runs from base 67 to 615 and encodes 182 amino acids.
GGAAUUUGAAGAGAACGUGGAGAGAGGAACUUAUGCUGGUGGAUUUGAUAGUUCACCUCAAGUAAUAUGUGUAAAGGAUUAGCUGCCCUGCCCCAGUCAUGUCUGGUGAGGGCCAAGGAGAUCAAGUGUAAAUUAGGAGUCCUGCUCCAGAAGCCAGAAAAUGCCAUUGACCUGAUCAUCCCCUACCCAGAGAAGCCGGAGAAGAAGCCAGAUAAGCUUCAGAAACCUACUCCUGAGGAAGCAGCUCAGUGGCGUGAGUCUCUGGAUCGUGUCCUGGCCAAUGACUACGGUGUGGCCACGUUUGGAAACUUCCUGAGGUCCGAGUUCAGUGAGGAGAACAUUGAGUUCUGGGCUGCCUGUGAGGACUUCAAGAAGACCAAGAACCCCAUGAAGAUGUCCACCAAGGCCAAGAAGAUCUACGAGGACUUCAUCCAGACUGGCGGACCCAAGGAGGUGAACAUUGAUCACGUGACCAAAGACGUGACCCUGCGUAACCUGGUUGACCUGUCGUCCGCGACCUUUGACCUGGCCCAGAGUCGCAUCUUCACCCUGAUGGAGAAGGACUCCUUCGGCCGCUUCCUGAGAUCCGAGAUGUACCAGGAGCUGAUUAAGUAAACCAACUCCGCCCAAGGGGUGCAGGGAGACCCAGUCACAGCCACAGCCAUGUAGCCCUAACAGCAGACCCCCUACCAUAGUGUUAAUGUGUAAUGUUACCAUAAAGCCCCUUGAAGAAAUUCAAAUAUGCUUAAUAUCUGACAACAUUGAGAUGGAAUGACAUGGCCUGCUACACUGUUUUGAUUAAUACUAGGCACACAUUCCAAUUGGAAAUUGUCUGUGGCGGAAUAUAUUGCAAUUAGCAAUAUUGCAAAUUGCCCUUAUAAAAUAUGCUGAAGCACAAAAAUAUGUUUUGGCUCCCUGCAGCCCAAGUAAAUUCAAUGCUUUGAACAUUAUAGAAAUUGGCAUGACCAUGUUUCAACAGCUUAGCAUAAAGGUUAUGUUUGCCCAAUUAAACAGAAUUAUGUACAA